Ceratitis capitata (Mediterranean fruit fly) is the source of this 1899-nucleotide messenger RNA. RefSeq names its product UDP-glucuronosyltransferase 2B15-like. Lineage: Eukaryota; Metazoa; Arthropoda; Insecta; Diptera; Tephritidae. The transcript has 6 exons. Bases 288 to 1889 code for a protein of 533 amino acids. The record is from RefSeq and is a predicted model, not a curated record. Gene Ontology annotation, molecular function: UDP-glycosyltransferase activity.
AGCCACUGACUCAAUGAAUUCAUUAGUCUAAUAGGUAUGCACGAAGGUACAUACUCACAUACACACAUUUAUAAAAAUUCGCAAAACUUUACAUUGUUCAUUGAAACAAUCGCAAAAAUUAUAUUAAAAUUUCGAGCAUCCGUUUUGAAAUUUCAGUCUAAAAUCAACAGCAAGUGCAUCUGGCUGCGUCGAGUGAACGUGAAACUUUUGAAACAAUCAUAUAUUGUAUAUACUCGUAUAUUAAAUAAAAGAAAAAAUUAAAAUUAAUAUAAACAAUUAGGGAAAUAAUGCAUUUUAAAUCCCUAUGCAGCUUACUACUACUAACAGCGCUGCUGUCUAUUAGAAUGUCAUUCAUAAAUGGCGCCAAAAUUCUAGCGGUUUAUGUAUACCCGAGCAAAAGUCAUUUUAUGAUGCAUCGCGUACUGAUAAGCGAGUUGGUGAGACAUGGGCAUGAGGUAACCAUGAUAACGGCUUAUACACUAGCGCCACUCAGUCUGGGCAGCAAUUACACAGAAAUACUUAUCGAUCCAAUUUACGAUUACCGCACGGACGUGCACCCCACCACCGAUAGCCCAACUACAGUAUUUGAUAUGUCCACUGCGGAUGUGUCGUCUUUUAUGAAUAUUAUGAGAGCGAUUUGCAUGGGCAGCACAGAGCAUGCACUGAAGCAACCCAAAGUCCAGGCCAUAAUUAAUGCCAACCACACGGAGGGUGUUUAUGAUCUGCUGCUGGUAGAGCAAUUCUAUCAGGACGCAUUCCUCGCAUUGGCGCAUAUCUACAAUGUGCCGGUGGUUAGCACAGCGACUUUCGCCAAGGAACAUUAUAUGAGUCAAAUGGUGGGUCUGAUAACUCCAUGGUCUUAUGUGCCACACGGUUCACUGCCGUUCACGGAUCACAUGAGUUUCUGGGAACGGGUACAAAACGUCUACAAUUUAAUUUUAACCGACUACAGUCGCGAAUUUAAAUAUUUUCCCAUGGUGGAUGCGUUGAUACGGAAAUAUUUUGGACAUUUGCCUAUUACUUUCCCCAGCGCUUCGGCAAUGGACAAGAAUCUCUCCGCCAUAUUGAUAAACAAUUACACACCGUUAUCAACCGCAAGUCCAACUAUGGAUAAUAUGAUCAAUGUUGGUGGCAUGCAUAUAUACCCACCAAAACCGCUGACCGACGAGUUGCAAACAUUUCUAGAUGGCGCAACGCAUGGCGCAAUAUACUUCAGUUUGGGCAGCCAAGUUGAGAGCAAAGAUAUGCCCGCAGAGAAGGUACGACUUUUCCUCGAUGUCUUCCAGAGCCUCAAACAGCGUGUGUUGUGGAAAUUCGAAAAUGAGAGCAUCAUUAAUUUACCGGCAAAUGUUAUGGUCAAGAAAUGGAUGCCACAGAGUGAUAUAUUGGCACACCCGAAUGUGCGAGUCUUCAUUACGCACGGCGGCCUAUUGGGCACACAGGAGGCUGUACAUUAUGCGGUGCCCAUGUUAGGCAUGCCAUUCUAUUGUGAUCAGCACUUGAACUUGAAGAAGGCUGAAUUUGGCGGCUAUGCCAUGACAUUGGACUUUCACCAACUCACACGCGAUGAGUUGAGGCUUAGUUUGCAGCAGCUGCUUCACAACAACACCUAUCGUGAGAAUAUUAAAGGCAUUUCGAAGAUUUUCCACGACCGACCCAUGAGUGCACGUGAGUCUGCGCUGUAUUGGAUAGAUUAUGUCAUACGCCAUAAGGGCGCGCGUCACUUGCGCGCCGCUGGCUUGGAUUUGCGCUGGUACCAGUUCUAUUUGCUGGAUGUAGCUGCUCUAUUUCUUUCCGCAGCAGUCUUAGCUUUGAGUGUGGCUUUUCUUUUAGCGCGUUGGCUCCUACGAAGUCUUGGUAAAAAAGCAAAUAAAGAAAAAAUCAAUUAAAAUAAAAUUA